UAUAUAUAUGGAGCAACUAUUUUGACAUUUGGCACUCGUGGGUGAAGGAAAGAGUCCAGGCAACAGAGAGGUGGAGUGCUUCUUCACAUUUAACCUCGUUUCUCCUGCUGGAAGUGGAAGGCAAAGAAGAAAAUGACUCGUGGAAAUCAGCGUGAAUUAGCUCGUGCUAAGAAUGCCAAGAAGCAGAUGGAGGCUAAUAAAGGACAAGCUUCUGGUGAUAAGUUGGGGAAUAAAGGUAUGACCCUUGAAGCUCGGAGACAAAGGGAUGCUGAAUUGAUGCGACUGAAGCAGCAAAAAGCUGAAAUGAAGAGGAAUGAGACCAAGAAAUAACUGCACGGAUGGGUGCUGACCUUCUUGCAAAUACAAGUGGUGUGGAUCCAACUUUUGGUUUUGUGAUAAGAAAGAACUUGAUCAUCAAGUUUUCAAUAGUGUGCUACUCUACUCAACUCAGUAUAGUUUUUCUUCCUCGUACAGUAUAAGACACUGCUAUAGAAAAGUAAUAAACUAACCGGCAGGUAUGGAUAUGCCAGUGAGUCUUACUUCAAGAAAUGGCCUGUGUAGAAAACCUGUUAAAUGGAUAUGGGCAGCACUGAGAUGGAUAUUUGAUUUCUUAUGCUACUUGGCAUCCUACACAACCAGUGACUGGCUUAUUCAGUACUUAACAUCAUGGUAUUAGGCUUAAAGUCAUCCAUAUCUCUAUCAUUACUCUUGAUUUUUCUAUGAGAUUUUCUUUUCUUUGAUCUUUAAAGAAUUUUAAUCUUAUUACUGCUAAACUGUAUCAAUGAGAGUCAAUGAAUUUGGUGUGAAAUCUCAUUGACUAAUGUUUUGGUUAUUGCUUUUGAAAUAUAUUAACCUUUUUUUAUUGUUUGAGUAACAGACAUUAUUAGAUUGUUCUAUACUUCAUUCUUUCACUUUAAUCUAAAAUAAAAGCUAAUGCUGAAAUGUAUCAAUGGGAGUCAAUAAAUUUGAUUGAAAUCUCAUUGACUAAUGUUUGGAAAUUCCUUUUAAUCUUUCAAAAUGUUAACUUUUAUUUUGAUAGAUGUGAAAGUGUCUUAAACUUCUUUUUAAAAUCUCGUAAGCCAUGAAGGAUGUAAAUGUUCUGAUUAGUCAGUUAAUGUUUUUAAAUCUUACAUAAUGAUGCUUGAUUCCAAGCAUUAUCCUAUGACAUACAUAAUAUUACUAUAUUCAUCUUCCAGUGUCUGGUAAGGUGGAAGAGUAGGUAAUAGUGUAUACUACAUAUAGAAUAACAUUACUGUAUUAGUGCUGCUCUCAAGAAUGCAAAGUGAUCAAUAAAACUUGCUUGAUUGUGAAGGUAAUACUUUUUAAUGCUAAUAUAUUCAAUAAUUGAUGUUAAAUUAAACAUAAGCUUUGAGCUUGCAUUAUUGGAAUCUUAAUGUGUACUUGUGAGCAUUUUACUCUUAUUAUUUAAUUACUUUUAUAAGUAAAGAUGUAAAACUUA
This is a messenger RNA of Portunus trituberculatus (swimming crab), 1459 nucleotides long. RefSeq names its product small EDRK-rich factor 2-like. Gene Ontology annotation, cellular component: cytosol. The record is from RefSeq and is a predicted model, not a curated record. NCBI's taxonomy places the organism in Eukaryota, Metazoa, Arthropoda, Malacostraca, Decapoda, Portunidae. The transcript is spliced from 3 exons. Bases 133 to 330 code for a protein of 65 amino acids.